AUGGCAACCAAGAGCGAGGAAGGUCAAACACUGCCGCCAAACACCUUGACAUUACAAUGGACAUUUGGACUAACCAGCAAUCCAUCAUGUUCAAUUCAUCAACUGCCACAAACCGACAAGACAAAACCGCGGAGACUGUUUUAUGCUACUUCACAUACUGCCCUGGUCAAAUCACUGGGCGAUGACAAGCAGACUCUCUUGCAAGGACAUUGCCAUGCCGUUACCGCAACCGCAAUAUCACCCUCUGGACGAUUCAUGGCAACAGCUGAUCACGGACCUGCCUCCUUAUUGGCGAUUUGGGACACACAAGCUGAUGAGAAUGCAGAUUCAGUCAUACCUAUACAAACGAUCUUUGAUUCUCAUGGGGGUUGUGGAGUGUCUGCAGUUGGAUUCGAUGCGCAAGAAGGAAGAUAUGUUGCUACGUUAGGACAUGAUGAAGAGCAAACUAUUUGCAUAUGGGAUUGGACAACAUCAGAGCAGCCGAUAGCCACGUUUUCUGUUAUAGGUCCCCGACAGAGCGUCCUCAGAUUCAACCCAACGGACAAGAAUGAAAUCGCCACUACCGGCAGUGGUAGCUGUAGCUUUUUCAAAUGGUCUCCAACUACCGGUAUAACACAAUCACUGCCGGCACUGGAGUCAAGCACACAAGAAUCGCUGGAUUUCUAUAUACCAGGCUAUGCCAUAAAUCCUCCAACUGCCUUGUCGGGAACGAUCCACGGUCAAAUAGUGCUGUGGAAGGCCGGCACGACCGAUGACAGUCCAAGAUCAAUAGGAAAAUUCGUGAAAAUCCAUAAGGGUUGUAUAACGGGCAUAGAAACACUACCAGAUGGUUUGAUCAUCACUUCUGGAUCAGAAGGAUCUAUACUGGUGCACGAUGACAAGUUACGCGUGAUAUGGACACUAGAUAAAUUGGGAUGUGGACCGAUUGACUGUAUAUCGCUCAUACCGACAUCAACCACAUUGAGCGAGGUGAUUUUGGCAACAUCAGCAGGAUAUGUACAUAGUCUGGAUUUUGGUUCCGUCAAGACACCCUUACCUUCGAAACAACCUCCUCAACCUAAAUCAACGUCAAUGCAAUCUUUAUUAAAUAAUCGGGCGCCACAGCCACCACAGCUUACAGAGUUACUGAAAGGUAUUGCUCGACAAGCAACUGUUGUUGCAUGCUGGCCUGCUACUACAAAUUUCUUUGUGGGUCAUGGUGGAGCGAAUGGAGGCGCUCAAGUGUGGGAUGCAUCAUCCAAAAAGACACUGUGUAGCAGGACAUUUGGAUGCAAACCAAAGUCAAAAGAUGAUUCCCCCGACAAGGAAGAAGUGUCAACCGCCGCAUUUUCAGCAGAUGGAGCAUAUUUAGCUGUAGGAUUUGCAAAUGGAACGGUCAAGUUCUUACAACCGUCGAAUCUAUUGGAUGCACCAUCGCCAUCAACAUUCUCUGCAUCGAAGACGCGGAUUGAAAGGAUGAGUUUUGCACCGGAUGGUAGCUAUUUCGCGCUAGUGGAUAUGUCAUUCGCAGUUGCUCUUUUCAAGAAAUUGGAUGGUGGUAAUGGAUGGGAGUUGCUGGGGCGAUGUAGAGCGCAUACCAAACCGAUAGUUGGGCUAGUUUUCGUUCCCGGUAGUUCAUCACCGAGACUCUUGUCUGUUGGCUCGGAUCGCUUCUUGGCCGAGUAUGAUGUUGCUCAGAGCACUGUUUCGAGUGGGUUGCGUCUAAGUCAACUGUUUCGAAUUGAACAAACAGCUCGACCAACUGCCGUUACAGUAUUACCGGAUUUGCAUGAUCCAGCCGGACUCCCAAGAUUAUUGGUUGCUACUGAUGCUCAUAAGUUACGGGUAUUGGAUAUUGAGGGCCAUGCUUGGAGGAGAACAGUGCUUGGCCCUCCUAUACCCGGACGUGUAGUUUGGUUGGAAUUAUUGCCUCCAGUACAGGGCACAACAGCUCGCUACCUCAUAUUCAGAUCUGAUGAAAAGUACAUUGGCAUCAUAAAAGUGCCACUAGACGGAAAUCCAUAUCGCAGUGCUACAGUGCUAGCCCAUCCGUCUAGAUUAGCAUCAUGUGCAGUCUCUGGUGAUGGGACACGAGUUCUGACUUGUGGCCUGGACGAUGAUGCCGUCCAUUUAUGGAAGAUUGACUAUGCAGCACUUGAAUUACGAGCUGUGUCUGGAGGAACUGGUGUAUACCCUUUCCUGGAGUUGGUUGAUACGACUCCAGAUGCUCGGGAAGAUUUUGUCAAGGAAGCUGAGGACUUCUUUUAUUAUUGUCAAAUACUUGAGCAAGGCGAAGACACAGCAGAGAAGCGCCAGGUGUCUGAUCGAUUGGCUUUAAGACAAGUUCCCAACUUCAUGAGAGCACUUGGAUACUAUCCUUCCGAGCAAGAUUGUGAAGAUUUGAUACGUGAAAUCCAAUUUGGAGAUUUGGAGUAUGGUGGACAAGUUAAGGAUGGUGUCACUUUGCCUGAUCUGAUUCGAUUGUUUGUCAACUACAGAGCCGUGGCGGAAGUAGAUGAAUCUCAGUUACAUUCUGCGCUUAAAACAUCUACUAGUGUGCUAGACGCUGAUCUUGCUGACGAGGACGCUGAUGAUGCCGUCAUAACAAGGAAUGCACUAGUUUCGUUACUACAGAAGCAUGGUGAAGUGGUUACCAGGCAGGAACUGGACGAUGCUAUAGACAGUCUAGCUAUAUCAGAUCCUGAACUGAAUAAGGCAACCAAAUGGACUCGUGAUCAGUUCAUUGAGAAGAUCCUUGGGAUGGAGCGAGCAAUCUGA
Molecule: messenger RNA, 2757 nt
Organism: Synchytrium microbalum
Lineage: Eukaryota; Fungi; Chytridiomycota; Chytridiomycetes; Synchytriales; Synchytriaceae
Exons: 14
Coding region: 1-2757 (918 amino acids)
Cellular component (GO): motile cilium
Molecular function (GO): protein binding
Source: RefSeq, a predicted model, not a curated record